AAAGUUUGAUUUGGAGUUUUACACAGUCCGUGCGAUAGAAAGGCUCCGCUGAGUAAACUUCACGACAUGUCAAAAACUGUGGAUUCUAAUUGUAUGUCACAUUGCAACUGCCCGAUGAAAUGAUGGUGUACGGUGGUGGUGGAUUUUACUUUUGAUUAUGGCUCUCUGUGGUAACAUUCUUUUACAAUUCAUAUAUAAAGACACCAUUCAAGCCUUUUUUCAACUUUUAUUUUCCAACAGAGCCUGUCAACCCCAGAAGCUCUACAUUAUUAUAAUUAUCCAAUAUGACAAAGUGUGCCAAUUGUGAAGCUGAAAAGACCCCAAUGUGGCGCAAAACGCUUGAUAUAGAAACUAAAGCGGUUCUUACUCUAUGCAAUGCUUGUGGGAUAUACUACAAAACCAAAGGUUGCCAUCGUCCAAAGUUGUUAAUUUCCAAAAAGAAUAUACUUAGUGAUUUGAACAUAAUAAGGUGCUCAAAUUGUGAAAACAUAAACACUUCAAUUUGGAGAAGGGAUGAUAAUGGGAAAUCCAUAUGUAAUGCUUGUGGUCUGUUUUUUAAGAAGAAAGGGUACCACAGA
Molecule: messenger RNA, 578 nt
Organism: Hansenula anomala
Lineage: Eukaryota; Fungi; Ascomycota; Saccharomycetes; Phaffomycetales; Wickerhamomycetaceae
Gene: GAT3
Product: Gat3p
Exons: 2
Biological process (GO): positive regulation of transcription by RNA polymerase II; negative regulation of transcription by RNA polymerase II
Molecular function (GO): RNA polymerase II cis-regulatory region sequence-specific DNA binding; zinc ion binding; DNA-binding transcription factor activity, RNA polymerase II-specific
Source: RefSeq, a predicted model, not a curated record